Metopolophium dirhodum (rose-grain aphid) is the source of this 864-nucleotide messenger RNA. RefSeq names its product general transcription factor II-I repeat domain-containing protein 2-like. Bases 1 to 864 code for a protein of 287 amino acids. Lineage: Eukaryota; Metazoa; Arthropoda; Insecta; Hemiptera; Aphididae. The transcript is spliced from 2 exons. The record is from RefSeq and is a predicted model, not a curated record.
AUGUUUGAUACUACUACAGGAGAGGAUGUAUUCGUUUCUGUUUUUGAACUCUUGAAAAAAUAUGAUUUACCUUUGGAAAAAUUAUCAUCUGUAGCUACAGAUGGAGCUCCUUCUAUGACUGGGAAAAAUAAGGGAUUCGUUGAAAGAUUACAAAAAAAAGCGAAUGAAAAUGUUGAACAUAAAUUUCAUAGGACACAUUGUAUUAUACAUCAAGAAGUGUUAUGUACAAAAGUUAUUAAUAUGGCACAUGUAAUAAGACCAGUAAAACAAAUGGUCAAUUUUAUAAGAUCCCGUGGUAUGAACCAAAGACAAUUUUCGAUGUUUUUAAACGGUUUAGAAAGCGAGUAUUCAUAUUCAGGUUUACCAUACUUUACAGAAGUACGAUGGUUAUCGUGCUCCACUGUAUUGGAAAGAUUCUGGAACUUAAGAGAUGCCAUACAAAUAUUUUUAGAGUCUAAAGAACAAGACGUCAGCGUUUUAUCGGAUCCAAUGUGGUUACAAGACCUAUCCUUCAUGGUCGAUAUAACGAAGCACUUAUCGAAUUUAAAUUUAAAAUUACAAGGGAAAAAUCAAAUUAUAACAGCCAUUAAUGACCAUGUUAAGGCUUUCAAAUGUAAAUUAGAUCUAUUUAAAACACAAUUACAAAACGAAGACUUAACGCAUUUCCCAGCAUGCAUGACGUUUCAAGAUUUCCAAUAUUUAGAAAACGAUUUUGCCUUGUUUACGUCUCCUUUUUCAAUAGACGCAGUCAAUGUUCCAACACGUAUACAAAUGGAACUGAUCGAGAUUCAAAAUGAUUCAAAUUUAAAAAAUAAAUUCAAUGAGAUUGGUGUUCCUGAUUUUUACAAUUUUGUGCCAAUAUGA